Molecule: messenger RNA, 7127 nt
Organism: Carassius auratus (goldfish)
Lineage: Eukaryota; Metazoa; Chordata; Actinopteri; Cypriniformes; Cyprinidae
Product: host cell factor 1
Exons: 28
Coding region: 343-5583 (1746 amino acids)
Biological process (GO): regulation of DNA-templated transcription; chromatin remodeling
Cellular component (GO): histone methyltransferase complex
Molecular function (GO): transcription coactivator activity; protein binding
Source: RefSeq, a predicted model, not a curated record
GAGUGGCUGACAAGAUGGCGACUCCCAGAGAGGGGCAUGAAAAUAGCCUUCUGUAGCAAAUGGGGACUGGGUUUCGAUUGUUAAUCUUUGAUUUUGUAUGUUUGUGUACCUUCGAGGUAUUUCGCAGAUGGAGGUUUGAGUAAUGCUUACGUAGCAGUUAGUAAACCGUUGAUUCACUUACACUUGCUAUUUAGUUGACGGAAAUUAAUUGUUUUUAUUUGCCGCUCCGCCAUUUUUCAGACUGGCGGAGGCUUGUUUCAAGAUGGCGACUUCCAUGGUUUUGAUACUCUUUCUGCAUCAGGGACAUUUAACUGCCUAAUGUAAUUUUGGGAUUAGAAGGACAUGACGUCCCCCGGAGCCGCUGUGCCUGGAUCCACCGGAGCUCCGCUGCAGCCGCGAUGGAAGCGGGUUCUGGGAUGGUCCGGGCCGGUCCCCCGGCCGAGACACGGGCACAGAGCCGUAGCCAUCAAGGAGCUGAUGGUCGUUUUCGGCGGAGGAAACGAAGGGAUCGUUGACGAGCUGCACGUAUAUAAUACUGCAACAAACCAGUGGUUCAUACCAGCUGUUCGUGGAGACAUUCCUCCCGGCUGUGCAGCUUAUGGUUUCGUAUGUGAUGGCACACGUUUAUUGGUGUUUGGUGGAAUGGUGGAAUAUGGAAAGUACAGCAAUGACCUUUAUGAGUUACAGGCAAGCAGAUGGGAGUGGAAAAAAUUGAAACCAAAAGCCCCUAAAAAUGGAGCACCACCAUGUCCUCGCCUGGGCCACAGUUUUUCUAUUGUGGGCAACAAGUGCUAUCUUUUUGGGGGGCUUGCCAAUGACAGUGAAGACCCCAAGAACAACAUUCCCAGAUAUUUGAAUGACCUUUAUACCCUCGAGCUGCGCCCGGGCUCCAGCGUUAUGGGCUGGGAUAUACCGGUCACAUAUGGAGCGCUUCCGCCUCCAAGAGAGAGCCACACUGCUGUGAUUUAUACUGAAAAAGCUACUAAGAAGUCACGUCUUGUUAUAUAUGGAGGAAUGAGUGGUUGCCGUUUGGGAGAUCUUUGGACGUUGGAUAUUGAUACACUGACCUGGAACAAGCCUGCAAUAAGCGGCACAGCUCCCCUGCCCCGUAGCCUUCACUCAGCCACCACGAUUACAAACAAAAUGUAUGUUUUUGGUGGCUGGGUUCCCUUAGUGAUGGAUGAUGUGAAGGUGGCCACACAUGAGAAGGAAUGGAAGUGUACAAACACACUGGCCUGCCUGAACAUGGACACCUUGACAUGGGAGACUGUUUUGAUGGACACUUUGGAGGACAGCAUACCACGUGCACGAGCAGGACAUUGUUCUGUUGCUAUUAACAACAGACUUUAUGUUUGGAGUGGACGUGAUGGGUACCGCAAAGCUUGGAACAAUCAGGUGUGCUGCAAAGACCUGUGGUAUCUGGAAACAGAGCGACCUAAUCCUCCUUCACGGGUACAGCUUGUCCGGGCCAACACAAACUCUCUGGAGGUUAGCUGGGGAGCGGUGUCUACAGCAGACAUGUACCUGCUUCAGCUUCAGAAAUAUGAUAUCCCAUCAGCCACUGCUGCCACAUCACCAGCCCUCAACGCAGCUCCCUCCCUCCCUGGAAACUCUCCUAAGAGUCCAGCGCCUGCUGCAGCUGCUCCGUCUGCUCAGAGUCUGCCGCAAAGUGGCAUCACCCUCGUGCCCCAGGCUGCUUCAGUUCUGCCCAGCACACCUGCAAGUCCCAUGGCUGCCUCAACAGCUCGUGGACCAGCUAUUCUGAAAGUUGCAGCCCCUCAGUCAGGCACUGGGACGUCAAUUGUCACUGUGCGACAGGCCACCCAGGCCGGAAAGUCCCCAGUCACUGUGACAUCACUUCCUGCAGGUGUUCGCAUGGUAGUGCCAACACAGACCACUCAAGGAACGCCCAUCGGCAGCAGCCCUCAGAUGAGUGGAAUGGCAGCUUUGGCCGCAGCUGCUGCAGCCACACAGAAAAUCCCUCCUUCCCCUGGAGCCACUGUUCUCAAUGUGCCUCCUGGGGCCACAAUUGUUAAAACGGUGGCUGUGACACCUGGGUCCAGCACAGUUAAAGUGGCAUCACCCGUCAUGGUAAGCAACCCUGCCACUCGCAUGCUGAAGACUGCGGCUGCACAGGUGGCCACUCCAACAGUGUCCAGUCCCACUACAGCUGCUCGGCCCAUCAUCACCGUGCACAAGUCUGGCACAGUUACCGUAGCCCAGCAGGCUCAGGUUAUGACCACGGUGGUGGGCGGAGUCACCAAGACCAUCACUCUUGUCAAGAGCCCGCUUUCCAUGGGAGGAAACUUGAUCUCCAGCUUGGGCAAGGUUGUGUCAGUGGUACAGACCAAACCAGUGCAGACAACUGCUGUGACGGGACAGGCCUCCUCCAACCCACUGACUCAGAUUAUACAGACUAAGGGUCACCUCCCACCCGGCACCAUUCUGAAGCUGGUAACAUCUGCGGAUGGAAAACCAACCACCAUAAUCACCACCAGUCAAGCAGGUGGCACAGGAAAAAUCUUGGGCAUCAGCGGCAUGUCCCCCACUACCACCACCAAACCGGGCACCACCACAAUUUUUAAAACAAUCCCCAUGUCUGCUCUACAGCAGGGAGCUGCAGGUGUGACCAGUAGUACAGGGGUGAAGAGUCCUAUUACCAUCAUCACCACAAAGGUGAUGACAUCUGGAACAGGAACUCCUGGCAAAAUCAUUACAGCAAUGCCUAAGAUUGGUACAGCAGCUGGCCAGCAAGGCCUAACACAGGUUGUUCUAAAGGGAGCUCCUGGUCAGCCGGGAACCAUCCUUCGCACUGUGCCGAUGGGAGGAGUGCGUCUCGUGUCUCCAGUAUCUGGGGGCAAGCCAACUGUUACAACACUAGUUGUGAAGGGAACAACUGGUGUAACAACUCUUGGCACAGUCACAGGAACAGUUUCUACUAGCUUAGCUGGAGGAAGCUUAGCCAGUGCCAAUGCCACCCUGGCAACUCCCAUCACCACUCUGGGCACGAUUGCCACCCUCUCCAGCCAGGUCAUAAAUGCUACCGCUGUGUCAGCUGCCCAAAGCAACCUGAACACGGUCACCUCCUCAAUGCAGCCCACUCAGGUGACUCUGAUAACAACACCCAGUGGUGUGGAGGCUCAGCCUGGCCAAGAUCUGCCUGUUUCCUUUCUGGCCUCUCCCACCUCUGAGCAGCCCACCUCUACUGAGUCUGGUGCAGGUGAUGCUUCUGGCAGUGCUACUUUAGUGUGCUCCAACCCACCCUGUGAAACACAUGAAACGGGUACAACAAACACUGCCACCACAGCAUCUGCCAACAUGGGCACUGUACAGAGGGUCUGCUCCAACCCCCCAUGUGAAACCCAUGAAACAGGCACCACCAAUACAGCAUCCACAGCAUCUUCAAAUAUGGGCACAGCUCCUGCCGGCACUGUCCAGAAGGUCUGCUCAAACCCACCCUGUGAGACCCACGAGACAGGCACCACCAACACUGCAACCACAGCAUCAUCUAACAUGGGCGGAAAUCAAACGGGAAUGGUGCAGAAGGUCUGCUCAAACCCACCCUGUGAGACCCACGAGACAGGCACCACCAACACUGCAACCACAGCAUCAUCUAACAUGGGCGGAAAUCAAACGGGAACGGUGCAGAAGGUCUGCUCAAACCCACCCUGUGAAACCCACGAGACGGGCACGACAAACACGGCAACCACAGCCUCAUCUAACAUGGGCGGAAAUCAAACGGGAACGGUGCAGAAGGUCUGCUCAAACCCACCCUGUGAGACCCACGAGACGGGCACGACAACCACUGCAACCUGCAGUAUGGAGACAGAUGAGGAAACAGCCCAACAGAGUGGUGAGGCAUCAGAAGCUACCACCAGUACAGAAGGCCUGCCGUCCACUACAGCGCCUCAAAACAGAGCCAUUACUAUAGUCACACAGGCCACACCUCUACCAGGACCUGCUGUUCCGUCCAUCUCUUCAAUCACGGAGUCAUCCUCCGAGGCUGGAGCUGAGCCGGUUGUUAUGGAGAGCUCUGUGGCAGAGUCUUUGCAGGCAGAAGGCCAGGCUGAAGCGGGGGCAGAAGCAAUGCCAAGGGACUUCCAGGCGGAGGCAGCCUCGUUGCCGAGUGACUUCCAGGGAGAAGCCGUAGCUGUAGCCAUGCAGGCAGAGAGCCAGGCGGAGGAAGGGGCAGUUCCCAUGGAACAUGACGCUUCUAGCAUGGCAGAGGGAGAACCCUCUCAGGAGCAGCUACCGACAGCCGAGAUGGAGGGCAUAGAAGCAGCAUCAGCAUCACAAGCCGAGGUGCUGGCCUUGCCACCAGAGCUGAUGUCGGACGGGCAACCCACAACGCUGAUGGUGACAGGUUUGACCCCAGAGGAGCUGGCCGUCACGGCAGCCGCAGAGGCAGCGGCCCAGGCUGCAGCGACAGAAGAGGCACAAGCCCUUGCCAUUCAGGCUGUUCUGCAAGCAGCACAGCAGGCUGUUAUGAGCUCAGGUGAGGUCAGAGGAGACCAGCAGACCCACACCAUACCCAUCGUUUUGACCCAGCAGGAACUAGCGGCUUUGGUUCAGCAGCAGCAGCAGCUUCAGGCAGCCCAGCAGCAAGCUGCUGCCCAGGCCGCACUGCCCACUGAGGGCUUGGCUCCAGCUGACAGCCUAAAUGACCCCUCUUCAGAAAGCAAUGGACACAACGAGAUCGCCGCCGCUGCCACAAAUACAGUAGUCCGACUGCUGCCUAGCACCUCAGCAGAGACUUUGGCUCCAUCCAUCACAUUAGCCUCUGCGGUGGUUGCCAGUCCUGCUAAGAUGCAGGCAGCUGCUGCUCUGACUGAAGUGGCCAAUGGUAUUGAGGCUGCGAAACAAAACCCCCCCACUAUUACCAUCAAACCUCAAGUGAAGAAAGAAAACCAGUGGUUUGAUGUUGGCAUUGUCAAAGUGACCAAUAUGGUUGUAACACAUUUCUACAUGCCUGCAGAUGACGCCGCUUAUGUUGAGGAUGAUUCUGGCACAAUCCCUGACUACAGCCAGAUGAAGAGGGUGGACCUUCAGCCAGGGACGGCCUAUAAGUUCAGAGUGGCAGGAAUAAACACAUGUGGCCGUGGAGCCUUUUCUGAAAUAUCUGCUUUUAAGACCUGUUUACCUGGCUUCCCAGGGGCACCGUGUGCCAUAAAGAUCAGCAAGAGUCCAGACGGUGCACACCUUACAUGGGAGCCUCCAUCCGUGACAUCAGGAAAGAUCACGGAGUACUCUGUGUAUCUGGCUAUCCAGAGCAGCCAAACCACCGAGGCGAAACCCUCGACCCCGGCCCAGCUUGCCUUCAUGCGUGUUUACUGUGGGCCAAAUCCUUCCUGCCUGGUCCUGUCCUCUAGCCUGUCCAACGCCCACAUAGACUACACCACCAAACCCGCCAUCAUCUUCCGCAUCGCUGCACGCAACGAGAAAGGUUAUGGCCCGGCCACACAAGUGCGAUGGCUGCAAGAGUCGAACAAAGAUGGCCUUUCUGCAAAGCCUGCCCCAAAGAGAGCAGUUUCUUCACCAGAUACGAAAGGGAUUGGUCAGAAGAAAGCAAGAAUGGACCAGUGAGCACCUCUCUCCAUCUGUCCUCCAAGACCAGAAAGACUUACACUACCCUAACACAACUUCAUCCGCAACCAUCCAUCAAAACCUGCAAAGGAAAUAGUGUUUCAGAAUACAAUUUCUAGGGAAAGCAUUUUUCUUUUUAAUAGUAUGAAUGGAGAAAAGCACAUUGCUUAUUUUUGAAUAUUUUUCAACAUACUUGGAGUGGGAGAAAGAAAAAAAAAAAUUAGCGUUUUCCAUUGUAGAGUCUUCCUUUUUGCUCUCCACCAUUUCUUUCAAAACCUAUAUCUUGCUUCAGCAAAGUCAAACAGCAGUUUUAAGAUAUUCGUUAUGUUUGUUCUGUCAGCUGGGCUUAAAUGAAGUCGCUCUUUUGUUCUGCGCUGGACUUUAGUGUGAAGUUUCGAUUCACGUUAAAUGUGUGGACACCGCGGGAGGAUUUCUGGAGAUGACCGAUUUCAUUUUCAUGCGAGGGGAAGAAACUGAAAUGGGGGGGGCGGGGGGAACAAAUCAAGCACUCGUCCUCAGACAAGAGGGGAUAUUUUUAGUGAAAUAAGAUCUGCAUAAGGAAUCGUUCUGGACUCCAGCCUGCUGGUGAAGUCUGCACAUCUGCAUUGAGCAGAAAUAGAGGCAGAACUGCAGAUGAAGACGUGGCCAUGGAAGUACAUUACUGGCAGAGAUUUUGCUAGAACUGAGAUUUGCCAUACAAACAAACAAAAAAACUGGGUGAAAAAAAAAAAACUUCCCAAAAUAUUAGCAAGCGAUGAUGGAGAAGAUCUUUUGUGUAGUUUAUUUUUGUAUUUUUAAAGCUUUUCUCCUGUAUGUCUGUUUUUUUUUCACUAUUAUUUUUUUUCUCUUUUGUUUUUUCUUUUUAAUUCUUGGCCCAUCCCCAUUGGUUUAAGGAUUUGUGGGAAGAAGGGCUUUUGGAUGGGCCGUUUUCUUGUCUUGUACUUUUACACGAAGAACUACAUUGUAUUUGUGCUCAAGUUGAGUGAUGUGCUACAGCUGAAAAGGAUGUGAACAUCUGAAGGGCUUUUACUUUGUUUACUGCGUAUAUCUACGCUUGUUUCCACUCUGUCUGUGUGUACGCCAAACCUUGAGGUGUAAAAAUCCUAAAACAUUGAGUUUUUGUUUUUUUAUUUCCUCACCUUACCAAACCGCCGUUUAUUAGUAAAAACUCAACUUUUUCCCUUCCUCUGGCUUGUGCUCUUAACUUUUUCACAACACAACUUUGUAGAAUUUUCUCUGCCCUAGAUUGUGAAGGAAGUUGUCCAUAUGAAGAUCAUUUUCUCUCUUUCUUUUUUUUUUUUUUCUUCCACCUUUGAUUAUCUGAGAGGUAUGCAAACUAAAUGUUCAGUGUAUACCUGUAUGUCUUCAUGUGGGUAACUCUUGGUGAAAGCCAAGUUCGAAUUCGACUGUAAUAUAGUUCAUUCAUAAUGCAAGAAGUGAAGAUGAUGUCCUGGCCUUUUAUAUAUUUACCUGUACAACGUUUUUACAUGUUGGUCAUCUCCUGAUUGCCUUUUUUGUCUUGACUUAUAAAAGAAACCGAAAUA